AUGGGUGAUGUUGAGAAAGGCAAGAAGAUUUUUGUUCAGAAAUAUGCCCAGUGCCACACCAUGGAAAAGGGAGGCAAGCACAAGACUGGGCCAAAUCUCCAUGGACUGUUUGGGCAGAAGACAGGUCAGGCUGCUGGAUUCUCUUAUACAGAAGCCAACAAGAACAAAGGCAUCACCUGGGGAGAGGAUACACUGAUGGAGUAUUUGGAGAAUCCCAAAAAGUACAUCCCUAGAACAAAAAUGUGUCUUCGUGGCAUUAAGAAGAAGGGAGAAGGGCAGACCUAA
Messenger RNA from Marmota monax (woodchuck), 285 nucleotides. Its product is annotated as cytochrome c, somatic-like. Gene Ontology annotation, cellular component: mitochondrial intermembrane space. NCBI's taxonomy places the organism in Eukaryota, Metazoa, Chordata, Mammalia, Rodentia, Sciuridae. The coding region runs from base 1 to 285 and encodes 94 amino acids. The record is from RefSeq and is a predicted model, not a curated record. The transcript has a single exon. Gene Ontology annotation, molecular function: heme binding; electron transfer activity. Gene Ontology annotation, biological process: mitochondrial electron transport, ubiquinol to cytochrome c; mitochondrial electron transport, cytochrome c to oxygen.